This is a messenger RNA of Danio aesculapii, 2651 nucleotides long. It is a transcript of the gene casp7, whose product is annotated as caspase 7, apoptosis-related cysteine peptidase. The transcript is spliced from 8 exons. Gene Ontology annotation, cellular component: cytoplasm. Bases 125 to 1177 code for a protein of 350 amino acids. Lineage: Eukaryota; Metazoa; Chordata; Actinopteri; Cypriniformes; Danionidae. Gene Ontology annotation, biological process: proteolysis; apoptotic process. The record is from RefSeq and is a predicted model, not a curated record.
UGUCUGAGUCAGACUGGAAGUGGAAGAUCGCAGGUUUGAAAGUAGUUUCGUUUUCUCUGUGUAGCACUUACUACGUUUAUUUGGAAAAGCAGUAUACAAGACUGAGGCUGAUCCGUCAGAAAUAAUGAAUAAAGAAGCUCUUGCUUCCGAGAAUGAGGUGUUGGGGGAGGACCAAGAGAAUUACGGAAAAGGAGACGUGACAGAUGCAAAACCUGACCCAAAAUCAAUGUACAGAAUGGAUCAAGAAGCUCUUGCUUGUGAGAAUGAGGUGUUGGAGGAGGACCAAGAGAAUUACGGAGAAGGAGACAUGACUGAUGCAAAACCUGACCGCAAAGGGAGAUUUAAGCUUUUUGGCAAAUUUAAGAAGAAUGAUGGCAAGUUGCAGGAAAAAGGGGAAUCUGAAAGCCAUUACAGGAUUGUUUCACCAACAUUCCAGUAUAAGAUGAGCCACCAGCGUGUCGGCAAGUGCAUCAUCAUCAAUAACAAGAACUUUGAUGAAAAGACAGGGAUGAAUGUACGUAAUGGCACAGAUCGAGAUGCUGGAGAGCUUUUCAAGUGCUUUAAAAGCUUGGGUUUUGAUGUUGCAAUCUACAACGAUCAGACCUGUAGGAAUAUGGAGCGGCUACUUAAAGCAGUGUCAGAAGAGGACCACAGCGACAGCUCCUGCUUCGCCUGCAUCUUGCUGAGCCACGGCGAGGAGGGCAUGAUUUACGGAACAGAUGGAGCAAUGCCCAUCAAGACCAUGACCUCGCUCUUCAAAGGAGACGUGUGCAAGAGCCUCGUGGGCAAGCCCAAGCUCUUUUUCAUCCAGGCCUGUCGGGGUUCGGAGUUUGACGAUGGAGUACAGACUGACUCGGGACCGCCCAAUGACACAAUAGAGACAGAUGCCAAUCCAAGACACAAGAUUCCAGUGGAAGCAGACUUCUUGUUUGCGUACUCAACUGUGCCAGGUUACUACUCGUGGAGGAAUCCGGGCCGAGGCUCCUGGUUCGUCCAGGCCCUUUGCAAUGUUCUCAGUGAGUUCGGCAAGCAACUAGAGAUCAUGCAGAUCCUCACGCGGGUCAACUACAUGGUGGCCACCAGUUUCGAGUCCUGGUCGGAGGACCCUCGUUUCAGCGAGAAGAAACAGAUACCCUGCGUGGUGUCCAUGUUGACUAAAGAGCUCUACUUCAACUGAACCAAGUUGACCACAUUCGCACGCAGAGCCCUGUCUGCUUUUUCUCACUACACAGCAGAACUUUACAGUAGCACACUUUUCAUUUGUUUUGUUUUAACAGUAAAUAUUAACCCAACCGUUAUCCUUUUUUGUCACUGAUCCGCCAUAAGGAGGGAAUCCUCAGUCGAAUAUACUUGAGCUAAAUCUUUUUACAUAAAUGUAAGCAGUGUUUUGAAGCGGUGCGCAUCACAGGAUGGCAGGCAAGAAGAAACUCAUCAAGUGCAUAACGACUGACUGCUGACUGACCGAACGACUCGACAUUCAACAUUCAGGGAAUGAUCCCCAGCUGGAAGUUUGUGUGUGUGUGUUUGAAAGCAGUUUUUUGUUGUUAUGCUGGGCAUACAGGCACCGAAAAGGUAUUUCUCUGUGCUACGCACUGUUCAAGUUCACUGCCUUCUCAGUACAUGUUCAUAGUAUUUCAGAAAACACAGAUGUGGCAUUUCAUUUGCUCUUUGUCAGCUGGCGGUGUCAAAUAUCAAUGUUGCCUUGCCAAAUUUGAAAGUUUGCUGCCACUUUUACCUUACAUAAAUAAAUAAAGCCCUCAUGGACCUCAAUAAAAUAUAUAUAUAUAUAUAUAUAUAUACUGUAAGAGUUUUUAACAAAGAUAUAGCACACAAAUCCUUUGCUGUUGUUCUUUUUAUUAUAAUAUCUAUAAAAGGAAAAACACCUCAAGCAUAAACGGCCAUUUUAGUUUGGUUUUGUUUGGUUCUUCCAGAACGCCCUUCAAAGGGGGUCAAAGAAAGGACAUGAAUGGAAAUGGAGUGGCAAAUAGUGAAGUAAUGCUGACACCUGCCUGUUUUAAAAGCUAUUCUGUCUGAGUAAAAAAAAAAAACGAAUUUACAUCUGCAUGCAUGUAGCCUGUUCAUGCGGUGUUUAAUUAUGUUUAGUGCUGAAUCCGUCUAUGAUCUACAAAGGCAGCUAUUAUAUUACCGGUGAGCAUUUUUACCAUAUUUCAUCCAUCUGACCUACAGUAAUGUGCGGUUUUAACCUUAACGGUAGGAUUUGAUUUUUUCAGAGCUCGUUGUCUAAUGGGUUUUCCUUUUCUUUCGGUUCUUUCUGUAUUUUUCAUUCUCACUUAUUGAUUGUUCAUUCAGAUCACACACUGAAUCUGCCAGCCUGUGCACCAGAUGACUGCCACUAGACUUGUUUUAUGCAUGAUGUGCUCCAACUAUAUCUAACGAUGUAGAUCCACUUGCUUUGAAAGACUUUACUUUUCAUUUGAUGAAAUACUGUUUUAAAACUGAUCUGCUUUACAGUGAUGAUAGUAAUGUUUAUAGAAAAGCAAAAAUAUUGAAUAUUUUUGGAACAAGUGCCUUGACAUUUUUUGUUUACAAUGUGUCACUAUUACAUUGUAUAAAGUGGGGCUUUUUGUUUAAAUGACUUCAAAUGAAUGCUUUUGUAAGACCAAUUUUAUUGUAUUAAAAGAUUUUAUUGA